UGUUUGAUUUGUGUCUUUCUUUGUUUUGCUAGUGUCAGAGGACACGCCUUCUAUGGACAUAGCAUUUCAAGAAAAUGAAGACAGGGGCUUUUAUACAGAAACAUUCCACUCAUCAGCAUGGAUUUUUCAAGGAGAUAAUGUAGGCUCUGGGGGAAUUCGUACCAGCCUAACCACCAGAACUUGUGCCGUCUCAAUUCGAGAGAGGACUGUUAAGAUCAGCAAAGGGACAGGAGAAUAUCCCUGGGGCUUUCGAAUACAGUUUUCUAAACCCAUUGUGGUCACAGAGGUUGACACAAAUGGAGCUGCAGAGGAAGCUGGGUUGAUGGUAGGAGACUAUGUCCUAGCUGUCAAUGGUAUUGAUGUCACCAGCAUUCCUCAUUCUGAAGCUGCUGAUUUAGCCAGACAAGGUCCAGAUGUUCUGACAUUGACUGUUGGUUCAGACAUUGCUCGUGGUCCUAACACACCGAGACCAGCCUGUCGUGGUUACCUUCAUAAGCGUACUCAGUCUGGUCUGAUUAAAGGAUGGAGAAAGAGGUGGUUUGUACUGACGCAUGACUGCUGCCUUUACUACUACAGACACAAACGGGUAAGCAUGAUACAGGUCAUCAAAAUCAAACAGUCCACAAAGACAUUUUUGUGUGCUUUUGGCACUACUUCAUGGUCAUUACAGGAUGAAGGCAAAAGGCAGGCACUUUCAGCAAUAAAGAUGGAAGGGGCUGAGGUGGGACCAGACACUUCACUUGGAAAACCAUUUGUGUUUAAGUGUCAUCCUCAGUCUGGUUUUCGAGUUUACUUCUUCUGUGCCACUUCCAACCAGGAAAUGAAAAGAUGGCUGGAAGCUAUGGAGAAAGCUACUCAUACCAUUACACAAAACCAUGUUUGGGUGGAUGUCACUAAACACAACUCUAAUCUGCCCCCGCUGGCUGUAAAAAAUCCAGACUGUCUUGGAUUGCUUCAUAAAAUGGAUAAAAGCAAGGAUUCCUGGGUACAGCACUACUGCAUUCUGAAGGAUGGGUGCCUCUACUUGUACAGUGGCAUCCGUGCAACUCACGCACAAGGUGGCAUCUACCUUCAGGGUUACAUGGUGCGAGAGCAGUCUUAUGGAGCCAAGAAUUCAAUCAUUGAGCUGAAACCUCCAUCUGAUGAGUUCAGAACUUUCUACCUGUGUGCUGAAAACGCAAAUGAAAAUAAACGAUGGAUUAUAGCUAUCAAAGCUUCAAUAAAGAAGUGGCUGCCUUUACACCAGGCACUUCAGCACUACAUGAAUGGACCACCAGAAGAGACCAGAAUGUGAAUGAACAUGUGUCUGUAAAUACUGACAGAAUCUUGUGGAUCACUGAUUAAGCCUCCUGUUUGCAGACUGCUAUACUUUCCAUAUGUGAGGGACAAGAUUAUUUAUUUGAUUUUUCUUUCUUCUCUUUUUUACACUGCUUACUCUCAGCCUCGUUCAUUUUUUAUAAUUCAUUGUGGAUUUUUGCAAUGGGUACUAAUUUUUUUAUUUGCUUAAAGAUCAAGGUUGUAUACGCAAACAAAUGAGGCGUAAAAUUUAUACUCUAUAAAUAAAUUUUAUUAUGAUUAAAAAACAGUCACAUGGGAAAAGUCAGUACAUCGCUAAACGGUUCAAAUAUCACAUUGAUCACCUUCAUCUGUGUAGACUGUAUUAAAAGGAUUACAUGUUUGUUUCCAUUUCCUGUGAUGUAUUAUUUUACCUAACUAAUCUUAUACCUAAAAAUACCUUAUACCUUUUCAUUGUUUUUAAACAACCAUGUUCUUUUCCUUUGAAACCAUCCUUCACACGUCCUGUAUGCCUAUCUCUAUAGACAGCACCAACUACUUAAGAAUGCUGAGGAUUGUGCAGGACGGUGACAUCAGGCUUAUAGGCAAAAUAAUAUCUGGAUAUUAAUAAAAUUACUUCUGAUAUUUUUCAUUUUCUCAAAGGAAAUGUAAGUCAUUUUAUUGUUUUCUGUGUGCACGUAUUUCAGUUAAAAAAUGUUUUUAGAUAGCUUCAUAAAACAAUUCACAAGAUUAAAAUUAACAACAGACUCAGUGAAAACAAAAAGAUAUUGAUUACAUCAGUUUAGCUAAUUGCCCUCUAAUCUUUAGCCAUCUUUAUACUGUGUUGUGAAUUCCAAAAACUCUUUGGGCAGGUUUCAUUUUUUUUAAUUUUUUAUAUCAAAUGUUGACAUUUCUAUGCUUUUAUAUUAAUAUGGUGUUUUUAUACCAGUUUUCCUUUUGAUACUUUCCCCCCACUGUAGAACAGACAGAAAUGUAUUACUGUCACUGUAAUAAAUUCUACAAUCAA
Messenger RNA from Neolamprologus brichardi, 2302 nucleotides. The record is from RefSeq and is a predicted model, not a curated record. Lineage: Eukaryota; Metazoa; Chordata; Actinopteri; Cichliformes; Cichlidae.